CUGUGUAAUAUUCCAGCGGUCAACCAGAUCUGUACUCAGACCCCCGACACAACAGAUAGAGUCAGGACGCAAGCACUUCAGGGACACAACUACCGCAGAUCUCGACUUGCUCAAGGGCUCGUGAAGAAAAACAAUGGAAAUGAUCUGCCUCAAGGUGCCAACAUAAGGAGACUGCAAUACCAGUGUGACCUGGAAUCCUCUGCUAGAGAAUCGGCUAUGAGAUGUAACACUUCACCGUGGCCUUCGCUUCCAUCUGGCGUACAGGAGAACAUUAUGGUAUUCUCAAAAAGCCGAGCUAGAUACCGCAAGGAUGCAAUUCUAGUGGCCAUUAAACAUUGGUGGAGUCAAAUUCGUAAAGUCAAUGGUCCUGGACGAAGGGUCAUGUUCAGAAGCGCGUUCCAAGGCUCAAAUAUCUCCUGGUUCACUAGAGUAAGCCUUUAUUCUCACAGAGCAUGA
Molecule: messenger RNA, 456 nt
Organism: Cooperia oncophora
Lineage: Eukaryota; Metazoa; Nematoda; Chromadorea; Rhabditida; Trichostrongylidae
Source: the annotation of a GenBank genome assembly